Messenger RNA from Caenorhabditis sp. 36 PRJEB53466, 1391 nucleotides. NCBI's taxonomy places the organism in Eukaryota, Metazoa, Nematoda, Chromadorea, Rhabditida, Rhabditidae. The record is from the annotation of a GenBank genome assembly.
AUGCACCGCGUGGUAAUCACCGGAAUGGGCGCGAUCACGCCGUUCGGUGUCUCAGUGAAUGCGUUGCGAAACGGUUUGAACGAAAGGAGGACGGCACUGAAAUACGACGAGACACUCAGGUUCGUGGUAAGUGUGAUCUAUCGAACUGUUGUUGUUCUAUUCGGAUCUCAGGUGGGGGCAAUAUCCGGAGAGCAAGUGGAGAAGCGAUGGACCGCCGGACAGCAGAGGGAAAUGAGCAGGGCCAGUAUGCUGGCGUUGGCGACUGCAGAAGAGGUGACACGGGACUAAAAAGGGAAGACUGAAACUCUUGCAGGCGUUGACGCAAGCGAACGCAGUCGAUUUGGAGCACGAGGAGACGGCGGUGAACAUCGGAACGUGCAUGUCCGACCUGCAGCACAUCGGAGAGACCGCGCAGAAAGUGGCCGAAGGACAGACUCGCAAAGUGUCUCCCUACUUCGUUCCACGCAUUCUCAACAAUCUGCCGGCCGGAUACGUUGCCAUGAAGUUCUCAAAAUCCAUUCAAAUUUUAAAUCAUCGUUCUUUUGCCCCUUUGCAGAUUCAAAAUGCGCGGCGGCGUUGAAGCGACCUCGACGGCAUGUGCCACGGGAUUGCACUGCAUCGGCAACGCGUUCCGUUCAAUUCGCUACGGCGAUGCUCGCCGAGCAGUCGCCGGAGCCGUCGAGUGUGCUCUAAAUCCUAUCGCGCUCGCUGGAUUCGAUCGGAUGAGAGCGUUGGCGAGAGGAGAGAAUCCGAGCGUGAGCCGGCCAUUCGACAAGAAACGGGCUGGAUUCGUUCUGAGCGAGGGGGCGGGAAUUGUCUUCAUGGAGCGGCUCGAAGACGCGAAAGCUCGUGGCGCACCGAUUCUGGCGGAAGUGCUCGGGUACGGAAUCUCGUCGGAUUGCUAUCACAUCUCAACUCCGGAUCCGUCCGCCAUCGGGGCCGUUCUCUCGAUGAAAAGAGCAAUUGCUGAUGCGAAAUCAUUAGGAGCUGAGGAUAUUGGGUACACCAAAGAGUAUUGUAUUUGGCAAUGAUCCGUUUCUUUCAGCUAUGUCAACGCCCACGCGACUUCCACUCCGAACGGAGACAGCGUUGAGGCGGAAGCCGUCCGGAAGGUGUUCGCCGGUCUAAACGUGGCAGUGAGCAGUGUGAAGGGACACAUCGGACACCUGCUCGGAGCCGCCGGAUCAGUGGAAGCGAUCGCGACAAUCAGUUCGAUGAACGACGGUUUUAUGCCAGCAAAUUUAAAUUUGGAAGAGAGCGAAGAGGACCGCGAUUUGAAUCUACUGCGUGAAAACGAGAAAUGGACGGUAGAGCGGAAGAGAAGAGUUUCAAUCUGCAAUUCGUUCGGAUUCGGAGCCACCAAUGCUAGUCUCAUUGUCAAAUCGUGUUAG